Ascochyta rabiei is the source of this 570-nucleotide messenger RNA. Its product is annotated as tRNA(His) guanylyltransferase. The record is from RefSeq and is a predicted model, not a curated record. NCBI's taxonomy places the organism in Eukaryota, Fungi, Ascomycota, Dothideomycetes, Pleosporales, Didymellaceae. The coding region runs from base 1 to 570 and encodes 189 amino acids. The transcript has a single exon.
AUGAGUCCACCAUUGAAUACCAACAAGGAGCUGCCAAGCCCCCCUGUGGGUGAGAGGAGGGUUGUCAGUGACCCCGAUGACAGGGAUAGAAAUGGACGGUAUCAGGAUGAUCAUCCAGGAAUAGCCGAGUUGCCAGCAACAUCAGUACGUCAUUCCCGCCAGCAUUCCCAUCCUGCGACGCCAGCGGCUGAGGGGGUUUCAUAUGCGCAGUUGUACGAAAAACUGCAGAGUUCUGCACCUGGCGCUCGCUCUAUCAUCGAAAUGAACGAUCAGCCUAUCCCGCCAUCGAGGGGUACCACACAAGCACAAAAUAGCGCAUCAGAAAAGUUGGAUACGAGGCCCAAUGUACAAAGGGCCAAAGACGUGAUGAAGUCUGAGUCCAUUAAGAAAGACCGUGCACCAGCAGGCAAAGAAGCGAGCAGUGGGAGACCUACCCAGAUGAGUCGGACCCAGAAGGAAAAAGACAGGAAGAAGCGGAGCAAGGCAAAAGUACUGAUGGAACACGUGGAUCUUAUCAAGGAUGAAUUCUGGGAGAAAAGACCGUGGAUCUUGAGCGGAAAGACGGGAUAA